AUGCCAAAAUUGGCGAACUCGAUCUAUGACGCAGCAGAUGAAAAGAAGAAGAAGAAGGAUAAUGCAGACAAUGAAGAUAUCAUUGCUCAAGGAAACUCCACUUUCCGUUUGGAGAGCGAGAGAUUGAUUGAGUCAGAUCUUGGUUCUAAUAAGUUUGCCUCAUUGGCUUUACCGGAAGAAGAAGCAGAUUCGUCGGAUUCAGACAAGGAGUCAGAUGAGACGGAUUUUAUGACACCUUCCGGGAAGAGAAUCCUUCGAGACAGACCGGUUAAACCAUCGACAAAGGCUAAAGAAAUGAAUUGGCAAAUAACGGCUCGUGGACGUGGGAACCGUGGACGUGGAGGGUGUGGCUGA
Messenger RNA from Microthlaspi erraticum, 354 nucleotides. The record is from the annotation of a GenBank genome assembly. Lineage: Eukaryota; Viridiplantae; Streptophyta; Magnoliopsida; Brassicales; Brassicaceae.